CUCCAGGUUAUAAUGCAUGACCAACACAGAAAAAGCUUGACUCUAUAGCCAACGGGAUCCCGAGGACUUGAUUUACAGUCGCUUCAAGCCUGAUAGUUUGCAUCGGUGCGGCUGCCCCCCUACCCCCGGCUCACACCCCUUUGGUCGACUGGCAUUACUUCUGACAGCCCCCUUCCUCCUCCACUGGUAAAGAAGACUUGGUUUCCCUUGUGGUUCUCUGUCUACUUUGCCUGUCUUCACUUCCGUCGGUUCUCUACUGACACCAGUAGCACUCCCUGGAGUUACGUCAUUCUGUAUUAGGUAAGACCAUUAUUAUUAAAGCAAGGGGCAGAUUACACACACAAUGCACAUGUGCCUAAUUCAAAUCCUCAAUGUGAUCAUGAAUUAAUCAAGCAAGCUUUUAUGAACGAUGCCAGCAUCAUGCCACUCUACUUUGUGUGUGUGUGUGGGACUGAUGGUUGAAGAGUGUAGUCAUAUGGGGAUAGAAAUGUAGAUGUUACUUUGUCUGUGAUACUCUUCUUUUUUUUUUCAUGUUCCCCCUUCUCUCUCCCCUCCAUCCCUCACUGGUCAGGCUCUGCCCCCAACAUUAAAUAGUGAAGAUGAUUCCCAACGGUUAUCUGAUCUUUGAAGAUGAGAGUUUCCUGGAUUCCACUGUGGCCAAGAUGAACGCCCUGAGAAAGAGCGGACAGUUCUGUGAUGUGAGACUGCAGGUACAUGGAGCUCUCUCUUUUUCUCUCUCUCUUUCGCUCUCUCUCUUCUCCCUCUCUCCACCCCUCCCGCUCUCUCUCUUCUCCCUCUCUCCACCCCUCCCGCUCUCUUUCUUCUCCCUCUCUCCACCCCUCCUCCAUCCCUUCCUCUCUCCCUCCCUCCCUCUCUCCACCUCUCCCUCCCUCUCUCUCCACCCCUCCCUCCCUCUCUCUCCACCUCUCCCUCCCUCUCUCUCCACCUCUCCCUCCCUCUCUCUACCCCUCUCUCUCUCUACCCACCCUCUAUCUCUCUACCCCUCUCUCUCCACCCCUUUCUCACUCCUGUCUUUUGAGAAAUGACACCAGUCCCACCAUUAUGGGGAAGAGUCUUGAGUCACUGCAAUCAGAGCACCUGUGACACGUGAGACUGAGGGAGUGGGAGGAUAAGACGUAAAGAGCCAGAGGUGUUUUUCUAGAUUUCAGGUUUGGCAGACACACAUGUCAUUAGACAUUAGGCAGAGGUUUCACUUGUUUUCCUUCUCUAAAGGUCAUGCAACAAUUUCAAAGAUUUUACUGAGUUAUUGUUCAUAUAAGGAAAUCAGUUGAUUGAAAUACAUUCAUUAGGCCCUAAUCUAUGUAUUUCACAUGACUGGGAACAGUGGCGGCUCCUGAAAAAAUUCUCAGGGGGGGGCAGUUUUUCUGAUGAUUUAGGUGACCUACACACAUUUAAAAAAAGAUAUGUCCAGCAACAACAUGAAGACAGGGGCAGCAAAUAAGUCAAUACUGAUAUACACAUUACUUGCUUCAAAAAGGCCUUAUGGUUGAAUUGGAAAUAUGUGCACCUGAGCAUAAUUCACAACAAGCAAGCAGGAGCUUUUGAUAGAGGCUACUGAAAACAUUGAUGCAAGUUAUUGGUAAUAAGAAAUUUUUAUAGACUUCCAUAUUCUGCCCUCUUGUAUAGAUUUGUGAAAAUGAACAGUGAUAGACAUUUUGCCUGAAAACAACAGAAUUUGAAAAUAAUUUCUAGAAAAGGUAAACACAGCUAUCUGUAUGGCUUUGUAAAAAUGAACAACCAUAUUCUGGCCAAUUGUAUAGAUUUGUAAAUAUGAACAACCAUAUUCUGGCCAAUUGUAUAGAUUUGUAAAAAUGAACAUGAACAGACUUGGUGAAACAUUUACUUAAAAAAAAAUGAAAAAUAACUAUUUUAAACAACAUCAACUGUGAACUGAUUUGGGCGUGUGUGUGUUAAAGAGACAGACAGGGAGGGACAAAGAGAGAGAGAGGCUACAUUACUUGUACUGAAACUGUUCUAGCUUGCUGCAUGAUCAAAUUCAGCUGAUGCGCAUAGCAAUGCACGUAAUGGGCAUUCUUGAAAUGCUCACGCACCUUUUGCUGCACACCAGCCUUCUCUCACCUCAUCACACUGGCUCCAUCGUAAGCUUGCGCAAUGAGUUUGACUUUCUCGUCGUCGGCAAAAAGACCGUUCAGUCUCUCCAAAAGCACACUGGCGAUUGAGACUGAGGUUGAUUCCGAGAUGGGAAGGAACUCAAAAAAGCGCUCCUGCACUUUGUGGUUGCUAUCUAUGUACCUCAGCACAAGCACCAGCUGUGUCUGUGUAGAAACGUCCGUGGUCUCGUCAGCUUGGAUAGCUACGAAGUUCGCCGACUUCACCUCCUCCACAAUAUGUUCCCUCAUGACCGCUAGCAUACACUCCAGUAGCUCGUUUUGAAUGGUCUUUGAUGUGCCCUUGAAAACUUUAGCAUUUUUAAGAUGGUCAUCAAACACCUCAUCUAAUUGUGCCACAAAUUUGACAAGUCCAAGAAAAAUACCAGGGUUGGUGGAGCCCUCAGUUUCAUCUUUGCCUCGCAAAGCUAGCCAUCUUGACAGUUGUACGUGAAUUGAUUGACGCUGCUACCCGCUCUUUUCUUAGUUAUGUUCAUGGUUACUUAUGUUACGUAUGACGAAAGCGCGUAAGUGCAAGCCCUCCCGGAACCCAUAGAGAUUGUAUUGAAAGCUCUGAUAUUUGAAGAAAAAAAAUAUUUUACAUGAUAGUCUAUGAGAGACUCCUGGGCGAUUUUCAACCUGACUGAAAUCGCCCCAAAAGGGGCGGGGCCAUUUGAAGCACGACUUUAGCCUGAUUGGACAUUUAGUGGCAGAUCAGACGUCUAGAUUAGAACACUGAAAACUACUGUUGCCGUGAUAUAAUUGAUUAGGAAAAAAAAAUCCCUUCCUUUUCCCGUUUGGCAGUGCGUCGCCCAUAUCGCCCUAAUGAACACACCGCCCCUGACUGGGAAUACAGAUAUGCAUCUGUUUGUCACCGAUACCGUAAAAAAAAAAAGGUAUGGGCAUGGAUCAGGUAACCAGUCAGUAUCUGGUCUGACCACCAUUUGCCUCAUGCAGCGCGAUACAUCUUCGCAUAGAGUUGAUCAGGCUGUUGAUUGUGGAAUGUUGUCCUACUCUUCUUCAAUGGCUGUGCGGAGUUGCUGGAUAUUUGGUGGGAACUGGAACACGCUGUCAUACACGUCGAUCCAGAGCAUUCCAAACAUGCUCAAUGGGUGUCAUGUCUGGUGAGUAUGCAGGCCAUGAAAGAACUGGGACAUUUUCAGCUUCCAGGAAUUUUGUACAGAUUCUUGCGACAUGAUUCUUGUGAUUAAUGCCGUGCAUUAUCAUGCUGAAACAUGAGAUGAUGGCGGCGGAUGAAUGGCACGACAAUGGGCCUCAGGAUCUCAUCACGGUAUCUCUGUGCAUUCAAAUUGCCAUCGAUAAAAUGCAAUUGUUUGUUGUCCAUAGCUUAUGCCUGCUCGUACCAUAACCCCACCGCCAACAUGGGACACUGUUCACAAUGUUGACAUCAGCAAACCGCUCACCCACACGACGCCGAACACUCUGUCUGCCGUCUGCCCGGUACAGUUGAAACCGGGAUUCAUCCGUGAAGAGCACACUUCUCCAGCGUGCCAGUAGCCAUCGAAGGUGAGCGUUUGCCCACUGAAGUGGGUUACGAAGUCGAACUGCAGUCAGGUCAAGACCCUGGUGAGGACGACGAGCACGCAGAUGAGCUUCCCUGAGACUGUUUCUGACUGUUUGUGCAGAAAUUAUUCCGUUGUGCAAGCCCACCCACAGUUUCAUCAGCUGUCUGGGUGGCUGGUCUCAGACGAUCGUGCAGGUGAAGAAGCCGGAUGUGGAGGUCCUGGGCUGGCGUGGGUGCACGUGGUCUGCGGUUGUGAGGACGGUUGAACGUACUGCCAAAUUCUCUAACAUGACGGAGGCUGCUUAUGGUAAAGACAUUAAUAUUCAAUUAAAUCAAAUCUAAUUUUAUUUGUCACAUGCGCCGAAUACAACAGGUGUAGACCUUACAGUGAAACGCUUACUUACAAGCCCUUAACCAACAAUGCAGUUUUAAGAAAGACUACCAUAAAUCACAAAAAAAUACAAUAUAAAAUAAUACCAAAUAAAAGUAACAAAUAAUUAAAGAGCAGCAGUAAAAAUAAUAAUAGUGAGGCUAUAUACAGGGGGUACCGGUACCGAGUCAAUGUGCGGGGGCACCGGUUAGUCGAGGUAAUAUGGCUUUCUCGUCGUUGUCGGUGAUCAGGCUUACCACUGUUGUGUCAUCGGCAAUCUUAAUGAUGGUGUUUGAGUCGUGCCUGGCCAUGCAGACAUGAGUGAACAGGGAGUACAGGAGGGGACUGAGCAUGCACCACUGAGGGGCCCCAGUGUUGAGGAUCAGCAUGGCAGAUGUGUUGUUACCUACCCUUACCAACUGGGGGCGGCCAGUCAGAGUCCAGGAUCCAGUUGCAGAGGGAGGUGUUUAGUCCCAGGGUCCUUAACUUAGUGAUGAGCUUGGAGGGCACUAUGGUGUUGAACGCUGAGCUGUAGUCAAUGAAUAGCAUUCUCACAUAGGUGUCCCUUUUGUCCAGGUGUGAAAGGGCAGUGUGGAGCGCAAUAAAGAUUGCAUCAUCUGUUGGGGCGGUAUGCAAAUUGGAGUGGAUCUAGGGUUUCUGGGAUAAUGGUGUUGAUGUCAGCAAUGGCCAGCCUUUCAAAGCACUUCAUGGCUACAGAUGUGAGUGCUACGGGUCGGUAGUCAUUUAGGCAGGUUACCUUAGUGUUCUUGGGCACAUGGACUAUAGUGGUCUGCUUGAAACAUGUUGGUAUUACAGACAGGGAGAGGUUGAAAAUGUCAGUGAAGACACUUGACAGUUGGUCAGCACAUGCUCGGAGUACACGUCCUAGUAAUCCGUCUGGCCCUGCGGCCUUGUGAAUGUUGACCUGUUUAAAGGUCUUACUCACAUCGGCUACGGAGAGCAUGAUCACACAGUCGUCCGGAACAGCUGAUGCUCUCAUGCAUGUUUCAGUGUUACUUGCCUCGACGCGAGCAUAGAAGUAAUUUAGCUCGUCUGGUAGGCUUGUGUCACUGGGCAGCUCGCGACUGCUUCCCUUUGUAGUCUGUAAUAGUUUGCAAGCCCUGCCACAUCCGACGAGCGUCGGAGCCGGUGUAGUACGAUUCGAUCUUAGUCCUGUAUUGACGCUUUGACUGUUUGAUGGUUCGUCGGAGGGCAUUGCAGGAUUUCUUAUAAGCUUCCGGGUUAGAGUCACGCACCUUGAAAGCGGCAGCUCUACCCUUUAGCUCAGUGCGGAUGUUGCCUGUAAUCCAUGGCUUCUGGUUGGGGUAUGUACGUACAGUCACUGUGGGGACGACGUCAUCGAUGCACUUAUUGAUGAAGCCAGUGACUGAUGUGAUGUACUCCUCAAUGCCAUCGGAAGAAUCCCAGAACAUAUUCCAGUAUGUGCUAGCAAAACCAUCCUUUAGCUUAGCAUCUGCUUCAUCUGACCAGUUUUUUAUUGACCGAGUUACUGGUGCUUCCUGCUUUAGUUUUUGCUUGUAAGCUGGAAUCAGGAGAAUAUAAUUAUGGUCAGAUUUGCCAAAUGGAGGGCGAGGGAGAGCUUUGUACGUGUCUCUGUGUGUGGAGUAAAGGUGGUCUAGAGUUGUUGUUUUUGUUUUUUCUCUGGUUGCACAUGUAACAUGCUGGUAGAAAUGAGGUUGAACGGAUUUAAGUUUCCCUGCAUUAAAGUCCCCGGCCACGAGGAGUGCCGCCUCUGGAUGAGGGUUUUCCUGUUUGCUUAUGACCGUAUAAUAAUAAUAAUAAUAAUAAUAUGCCAUUUAGCAGACGCUUUUAUCCAAAGCGACUUACAGUCGUGCGUGCAUACAUUUUUGUGUAUGGGUGGUCCCGGGGAUCGAACCCACUACCUUGGCGUUACAAGCGCCGUGCUCUACCAGCUGAGCUACAGAGGACCACGGUUCAUUGAGUGCGGUCUUAGUGCCAGCAUCGGUUUGUGGUGGUAAAUAGACAGCUACGAAGAAUAUAGAUGAAAACUCUCUUGGUAGAUAAUGUGGUCUACAGCUAAUCAUGAGAUACUGUACCUCAGGAGAGCAAAACCUCGAGACUCCUUAGAUAUCGUGCACCUGCUUUUGUUUACAAAUAUACAUAGACCGCCACCCCUUGUCUGACCAGAGGCUGCUGUUCUAUCCUGCCGAUAGUGUAUAACCCGCCAGCUGUAUGUUAUUCAUGUCUUUGUUCAGCCACGACUUGGUGAAACAUAAGAUAUUACAGUUUUUAAUGUCCUGUUGGUAGGAUAUUCGUGCCUGUAGUUCGUCCACUUUAUUAUCAAGCGAUUGUAAGUUGGCCAAUAGUAUCGAUGCCAAAGGCAGAUUAGCCACUCGUCGCCAGCUCCUUACCAAGCACCCCGAUCUCCUUCCGUGAUAUCUCCUUUUCUUUCUACUUCGAAUGAUGGGAAUGAGGGCCCUGUCGGGUGUCUGGAGCGAAUCCCUCUCGUCCGACUCAUUAAAGAAAAAUGAUUAGUCCAGUUCAAGGUGAGUAAUCGCUGUUCUGAUGUCCAGAAGCUAUUUUCGGUCAUAAGAGACGGUAGCAGCAACAUUAUGUACAAAAUAAGUUACAAACAAUACGAAAAAACACAUAAAAUAGCACGGUUGGUUAAGAGUCCAUAAAACAGCAGCCAUCCCCUCCGGCGCCAUUUCUAAAAGGCGCCUCAGUCAGUCAGUCAAUCGAUCAAUAAUAUAAUCAUACUCUUAGCAAAAAUUGUUAUCUUUAAUUUACAAUCUGUAAACUGAGAAUAGAAAGGUUCAGAACUUUUGUGAAACAGCGCAGUUGAAAAAUGUAUGGCAAAUAGAAAUCAAAACUGGAUGGUGUUCAGAGAUGGAUGGAAGGGGUUGAGUGGAGCUGAAGGGUGGGACUAAAAAUACAAGAUAACUCAUGUAAAAUAUAUUGUGUCCGUAAAAUGUACAUAGUAUGUAUAAGCUAGAAGUAGAAGCCUAAGUGUUGUCCAUUAGUUUACUCCAAUUAGGGGAGGGGUGUUAGGGUAUAGGGGAAAAUAACAAAGGAAAAUAUAUUAAAUGUUUUAUACAAACAUACAUACAUACAUGCAUACAUGCAUGCAUACAGUGCAUUCGGAAACUAUUCAGACCCCUUGACUUUUUCCACAUUUUGUUACGUUACAGCCUUAUUCUAAAAUUGAUUAAAUAAAUGUUUUUCCUCAGCAAUCUACACACAAUACCCCAUAAUGACAAAGCGAAAACAGGUUUUUAGAAUUUUUUGCAAAUUUAUUAAAAAUAAAAAUACCUUAUUUACAUAAGUAUUCAGACCUUUUGCUAUGAGACAGGAUUGUGUCGAGGCACAGAUCUGGGUAAGGUUACUCAAAAAGUUCUGCAGCGUUGAAGGUCCCGAAGAACACAGUGGCCUCCAUCAUUCUUAAAAGGAAGAAGUUUGGAACCUACAAGACUCUUCCUAGAGCUGGCCGUCCGGUCAAACUGAGCAAUCAAGGGAGAAGGGCCUCAGUCAGGGAGGUGACCAAGAACCUGAUGGUCACUCUGACAGAGCUCCAGAGUUCCUCUGUGGCGAUGGAAGAACCUUCCAGAAGGACAUCCAUCUCUGCAACACUCCACCAAUCAGAACUUUAUGGUAGAGUGGCCAGACAUAAGCCACUUCUCAGUAAAAGGCACAUGACGACUCGCUUGGAGUUUGCCAAAAGGCACCUAAAGACUCUCAGACCAUGAGAAAGAAGAUUCUCUGGUCUGAUGAAACCAAGAUUGAACUCUUUGGCCUGAAUGCCAAGCGUCACGUCUGGAGGAAACCUGGCACCAUCCCUAAGGUGAAGCAUGUUGGUGACAGCAUCAUGCUGUGGGGAUGUUUUUCAGCUGCAGGGACUGGGUGACUAGUCAGGAUCGAGGCAAAGUACAGAGAUCCUUGAUGAAAACAUGCUCCAGAGCGCUCAGGACCUCAGACUGGGGCUAAGGUUCAACUUCCAACAGGACAACGACCCUAAACGCAUAAUCAUUUGCAACAUUCAAGCUGGGGAAAAAAUCUUUUAAAAUAACAUUCUCUGGCAACAGCUCUGGUGGACAUUCCUGCAGUCAGCAUGCCAAUUGCAAGCUCCCUGAACCUGAGACAUCUGUUGCAUUGUGUUGUGUGAGAACUGCACAUUUUAGUGGCCUUUUAUUGUCCCCAGCAGAAGGUGCACCUGUGUAAUGAUCAUGCUGUUUAAUCAGCUUCUUGAUUUGCGACAUGUCAGUUGGAUGGGUUAUCUUGGCAAAGGAGAAAUGCUAACUAACAGGAAUGUAAACAACAUUUGAGAGAAGUAAGCUUUUUGUGCAUAUGGAACAUUUCUGGGAUCUUUUAUUUCGGCUCAUGAAACAUGGGACCAACGCUUCUCAUGUUGUGUUUGCAUUUUUGUUCAGUAUAAAUGAUAGCACCUCUGAAGAAGGAUCUCUAUAGUUUGAGCCCUGACCUCUGAUCUGUGUCCUCUGUAGGUGUGUGGUCAUGAGUUGAUGGCUCACCGUGCCGUGCUGGCCUGCUGUAGCCCCUACCUGUUUGAGAUCUUCAACAGUGCGAUCGAACCUCACGGUGUGUCCCACGUCACCUUCGAAGACCUUGACCCAGACGCUGUGGAGAUCCUGCUUAACUACGCCUACACUGCCCAGUAAGUGCCAUGACCUCUAACCUCUACCCUUUGACCCCUACACUAUGCCUACACUGCCCAGUGAGUAUACAUCUUCAAAUACAUGCAAUGAGCUUUGUUAAAGUGACGUUCUGCAACUUUGGCCACUACAUAACUAUUUUUUUUUAUCCUCCUGCUUUGGGCUGGAUGUGUCAAUGUGUACUACAUACAUGCAUAUGAGCAGAAUUUGUGUCCUAACUCAAAUAGCCACGAAAUCCCUAGUUUGAAAGAGACUGUUUUCUGGAAGUUAAUUGGCGCUGUUUUGAGUGCAGCAAGCUUGGCCCAUGUGGGCCACCCCCCUAGCAAUUCGAGUUCCAGCCAAUGAGCAUCAGCCCCUCGCCAUUUGAGUGACAACUAGCAAGAUGCACAUUGAAAGAAGGCUGGCCCAGGCCUCACGAUACGAUAUUAGCCGAUACGAUAUUUACAUUUUAGUCAUUUAGCAGAAGCUCUUAUCCAGAGCGACUUACAGUUAGAGUGCAUACAUUUUCAUACUGAUAUGUAUUGCGAUUCUCACGAUUCUAUAUAUAUAUUGCGAUUCCAUACUGUAAUUUUAUUGCGAUUCGAUGUUCCAAACAUAUUGCUCACCGUAUGUCUGCUGCAGAAAGACGAGGGAGCAUGAGAAAAUGAGUUUUGAUCAGUCAUGGAAAUAAAAGUGCUGAAAACAAAUGGGCUCCCUAUUUAAAAAGAAGAUUUGGAACAAGCAGUUUUGGUGCAGGUACAGCAAACUACCACAAAAAUAAUUUUGCGACUUUGUCUAUACGAUAUAUCGUCAACAAUAAUAUCCCGAUAUGUAUCUAUGAUUAUUAUAAAUUUUUUCAUCACUACUUGCAGUGCGGGCCCAAUGGCUCAGUGACACAACAGAGACAGAGCCCGAGAGCAAUGACGUACUGCACAUAUAUGACGUAGUACGCAAUUUUCGUGGGACCCAUUUGGCUCUUGAGCGCUGCUUUCAGAACUACUGGUUAAAACGUUUGCAAAUCUUCUGGAAAGUCUCUUUUAAAGGGGCAGUUAUGUUUUUUAACUGAUAUUUCCACACUGAGGUUGAAAUAACACAAUAUUUAAGUAUUAACAAAAUAUGACUUACUGUGUUUGGCCUCUGAGACUCAGAGGCCUAUAGUCUGCCCUGUAGAUAAUCAUGGUAUUCUGCAAUAAAUAGACUGCAGACAGGGUAUAAGACAGGAUGGUCCACCAUGCAAACAGGCUGUUCUGGUCCUGCAUCUUCUGUUGACCUAUUGAAAACAGUACAACAAUGAUAAAGCAAAUUCAAAUGCAUUAAGUAUGCCUUUUUGUUUUGAUGACAAAACAAAGUAGCCUGCAGACCUGUGAAAGUUUUCCGCUUUCAGGGUGCAACUCCAGCUCUAACUGACCGGUUGAAUACCAUGUGCCUUUGUUUUUUUGAAGGGUUAAGUGGGUGGGCUCUAGACCAUCCUAUCAGCCAAUCCGGCUGUGUCAUUUCAUAUUCGAUUUUGUUUCCUAACGCCCACACGAUCAGACUGAGCAUUUCAGUGGCCCAAGGAGGCACAGAGAAAUACAUUAUAAAAAAAAUAACAAAAAUCCUCAAGGCUUUAUUUUUGAUUGCUCAUCAUUCCUGUCAAACACGCGUACGACUCUGUCUGACUAAUGGUUCUGUCUUACAGAUUGAAGGCAGACAAGGAGUUGGUUAAGGAUGUCUACACUGCAGCCAAAAGGCUAAAGAUGGAACGAGUCAAGCAGGUAGGAUCUUUCUAUUUUUUAAACUACUGAUACGCAAAACUGUAUGUUUUAAUGCAGUCCCAAUGUUCAGAGGUUUACACUUCUCUCCUCACUGUUUGGUCAGAUCUGUGGAAACUACCUGCUGUCGAAGGUGGAAUCCCAGAGCGCCAUCUCCUUUCGCAACUUUUCCAGCUGCAUGGGAGACGGCCUCAUGCUGUCCAAGAUCGAUGCCUACAUCCAAGAACACCUGCUGGAGGUCUCUGAGCAGGAGGACUUUCUCAAACUCCCCCGCCUCAAGGUGAGCCUUCCCUGGGCAAUGGUCUACUGCAACCUUAAAGGGGCAGUGCAGUUAAAAACGUGUCUUUCCGGGGGUCUUUAAUGAUAUUUCCAUAUUGAACUCUGAGGAAAAAAAAAUAUGUAUGCACUCACUAACUGUAAGUCGCUCUGGCUAAGAGCUUCUGCUAAAUUAAAAUUAUAAUGCUCUUUUUGUGUAAGAGCUGUUUAAAAAAUGUCAGCCUGUUCAGGUUGGAUGGAGUUUUUGGCCCGCCGCAUAAUGUAAAAAGGCAAUCUGAUUAUAACCGACCAAUGACCGUUCAUCUAUUACUAGCAUAUAUCCGCCUACACUGCGGCUGGCCCCACCCGGUUAUAUUGGCAUUCCAUUCCUCAUUGUUUGCACCAUGCAGAGUUGGGCUACCAAAGACCAAAAUAUUUCUGGGGUUACUUCCUACUUUAUCUUGCACCCGGCAGCAACCAUUCAAGAAGUAAGUAUCUAGAUAGUUACUAUUCUAUUAUUAAAAGUAAAGGACAUAAUAUUCAUGAGUGGCAUGUUUUGUUUUGAAUGUUAUGUUGAAGACUGAUGCCCGACAAAGUUCUAGUCUCGAUUUGGCGCUGUUAGUCAAAAGUGGCUUGGGAAAACGAUGACAUUUCAAAAAGAGGCAUAUAAUUAAUAGGAACACCUUUUGUCAUCCUUGUGAUGUCGCUAAAUUGACUUUAGAUUGUAUAACUUAAGCUUGCUAGCUAAGAUUGAGGGGACAACACUGAAUUUUAGCUAGCUAACGUUAGCAUUGCUGGCUAUUUUCGACGAACUUGGCUAGCUAAUGGCGACAGUUAUCCCUCUCUAAAGUAAAUUUGACGACAUCAAACUGGCAUAGUUUCCUAAUAAUGAUUUGCCUACUUUAGCAACGUAAUCGUAUUUCCAGGUCAUUAUAGUGUAAUUUAGACAACUGUCGUUAGCUAGCAGCAGCAUAGCUGGCUAGCUACCUAGCUAUAUUUUAGCAGCAGCAGCAUCAAUGCUUAAUUCAUAACCUGAUUUACAGUUGCAAUCACUUAGUUUUAACUUGUUCACUAUUUAUGUAAUUAACCAACUUAUCAAUAUUGAUAAGUUGGACAGCCACAUCUUGGACAGCCAAAUCUUGUUGGCUCAUUUCUUCCAAUCUUUCUAAUUUAUUAAAUAAAAAAUGUUUUAUGUCACCACAUUCUAUAAGUCAAAAGGUGUUGGCGUCAUCCUUGAUUCCACCCUCACCUUCGACCACCACAUCCGACAGAAUGUUCUCCGUAACAUCUCCAGAGUCAGGACCUCCCUCUCCCGUCUUGGCGCUAAAACCCUCUUUCGUGCAUUCAUCUCCUCCCAACUAGACCACUGUAACUCACUACUCUCAGGCAUCAACACAAGCUCCCUCUAUAUACUCCAAAUGGUUCAAAACUAUGCAGCCUGACUUCUCACGACACCACCCCUGUCUGAUUUUACUUUUUUUGAGAGAGUAGUGUAGUAAACCAUGUCCUAUAACCAAGUAGGAAUUCAAUGGGUGGGGGAGAUGUGACUAUUUGAAGACCCAUUUGUAGUGUGUGUGUGUGUGUAGGGGCAGUGGUCAACAACCAACCUCCAGGAGAUCUGUUCUCCGGUAGAUUUUCUCUCCAACAUCACAUAUCACAACAGAUUCCGCCAAACAAGUUCUUGGAGAGAAGCUAAGUGUGCAAUACUGCAACUCUUCCACUUUUCCUGUCAAGGGAUGAGGUUAGAGUUGUGUAUAGUAAUGUCAGUGUUUGAGAAAGCUGGUGAUUACAAUGUAAAUUAAAGCACAACUUUUUUGUACUUUGUUGCCUACUCUGUUGCUGCACUAUACCUCCGAUCUGAUUAUGUUUAGCGAACACCCUCUUACUUUCACCAUGAUCUGUUUUCCUCUCACAGGAACACCUUCCAGAGCUUGAGCACAUGUAAAACAAUUACUUGAAAAGAUACUUACAUGCCAUACUUUCAUUAUAACCUUGUUUACGAUCUGUUUAUUCUGUUAUGUAAAUAACUGACAAGAGAAUUUGUAGAAUGACAGCCUUUCAUGGCAGUCUGGUUAUUUUAUUUACUUUCAACAACAGAAAGCAUUCCAAAAUGUGUAAUUCAAGAGUGUUUACUCAUUAGAAAAAUUGAAAUAAAUUAUCUUCCGUGUCAUUACAAAGUCUAUUUCGCAAAAUUAUGAAAUAGACUUUGAUUAUACUGAAGAUUAUACCAUGAGCCUCUGCAUGGAAGUAUUACUUGUUUUUGGCCUCAGACAGAGUCCUAUAGUCUGCCCUGUAGAUAAUCAUGGCGUUGUGCAAUGAAUAGACGGCAGACAGGGUAUAGGCCAGGAUGGAAUAUAUUCACAUUUGUAUCCCCACACCCACACAGUUGGACUAAGCAUUUCAGUGGCCUAAGGAGGCUUAGGAAAAGAAAUUAGAUUUAUUUUUAUUUUUAAUUAUAUUCAAUAAAUAACCUCAGUGAUUGGUUAGACAUACAGGGAUACUUUUAUUUAAAUUCACUAUUUACCUAGUCUCACUAGACAUACGGGUUGCUUCCGGCAAUGUACCACUGCUCCAGCUUAACACGUCCGUAGUGGUUCUGGCGUCAGUUUGGACAGUCGGAAAUUGGAAGCCCGUCGCUGGUAGUCUGCUUCUUGCCCUAGCUAAACAUGAGCACAAUUCCCGCCUGCAUUUUAAGCCUCGCCUACCCAAACUUGUGAUUUGUUAAGAGUGUUGACUGUCUGAAGAGGACCCUUCCUGAAAAAGUAAAUAAUUUCCUUUUGAAAUGUCAGAGAAGCCGACAUCCUCCCCAGACCUUGUCGCUGCCUAGCUUGUGAUGCUCCAAGACUUUACCUUGACUAGGAGGCUAUCUGAUUGCUUUAUUGACCGUUUGAGGACAAACAUGGAUAAAUAAUCUCAGUAGAAAUUGUUAGCUGUAACUGCUCUGGAUCUCACCCAAUAUGUACUAAUCAGUGAACAGUUACAUUUCUCGCUUGACGUUCAUAUCUAAAUCGAUGGCUUCCAUGUCUAUACACAGAUACUGUAUUUGAUCCUGCCUCAAAAUGACCAUCUGUUAAUGUGGGUGUGACCCAACUGGUUACUUAUGGCCUUCAAAUACAGUUCGUUGCAUUAUUACUUUUGUGCUGUAGAACUCACCAGUUACAGGUUUUGAUUGAAUAGCCUUCUCUGUUUCUCCAAUUUUUUAAGUGGAACACAUCUUAACCCUAGUCAGGCUACGAUGGUUCAAUAAGGAAUCAGUGUCUUGUGAUUUGACCCUAGCCAUGGUUGAUCCUAGCACCUCUUUUGACUGGUCUCCUCUUGUAUGUCUCUACAGUUAGAAGUAAUGCUGGAAGACAGCCUGAGCCUGCCCAGCAAUGGCAAGCUCUACUCCAAGGUGCUCAACUGGGUCCAGCGCAGACUGUGGGAGAAUGGAGACCAACUGGAUGGACUGAUGGAGGAGGUCAGUACCCUAGCUGGAGUCUAGCUUGCACUCAUCCACCCCAUAUCCCUCCCUCCUUUCCGCUCUUUCCUCUAACAAGUCGUUUUGGCACUGUUCACAACCCAACGUGGCAUGAUGUCAUUUCACACACUGUGUUAGGACUGUUGGUUGGUUUGUUUUUCCAUUCUUUCUUUUUUUAAGUGUAAAGUUAUGCAGUACAGUGUACCUGGGCAUACUGCAAACUAGAGGUGAGCAGAGACACCGCAGCGUUGCUGUUCGCUCUUUCAUUUGUCUGUUUUAGUGACCAGUUGUUUCCACCCCACAGUGUUAUGACUUUUUGGUCUCUUCUCUUUAGCGUUGAAACAAAUGCGAGUGAGCAGUUGUUUGACUCUGUUCUAUCUCACUGUUCUCUUUCUGAGCAGGGGUGUGUGUGUGCGCAUUAAGUGUGUGUUUGCGUGCACGUGUCAGCGUGCGCCCCAGUACUAACGACUGUUCCUCCCCGUUGAUUUUCUCUGUUCUCCAGGUUUAUUAACAGCAGCAGGAGACGAGACUGAAGAACCAAGACUGAGCCACCAGGGUAAUGAGUCAGAGAGAGAAACAGAGAGAGGAGAAAAAAAAAGGGGGGGAGAGGAGACUAAAGGGAGGAGAGAAGCGACUUCCUCUCUACAGCCAAAGCAACACUGAGUUCCUAUCUGUCUAUGGAACUCACACACUUAGCUUACACAUAUUUAACAUUUGGAUAGUAUGCAUAUAUUUACUUUCAUUCCAUUGGUCGUCCGGAUAUAAAAAAUGACAUGCAGGAGAGUACUCACAGAAACCCAUAUCCACUGAACAGUACAUCUGCACAGCACGUAACAAUGAUUACCCCAACCCCUCCACCACAUACUCGAUACCCCCCUCAUAAUUCACUGAUCAAUGAUGUGUCAUCUCUCAUUCAUGAUUUAUAGCCAAACUCCUUAUUUUGGAACCGCAUUUAAUAUGAACCAUAUCCCAUAUUUAAUCCAUAGCAGUGAUUGCACAGUACAUUUUAAGAGCCAUGCUAAGUGGGCAAGAGCAGAAUGACGGCCAUUUAAAGCAGCUUUUGAAAUGCUUCUCUGCUCAAAAAUAUUCUACACACCAUCUCAAUGCCCACAUCACAAUCCAAUCACUUAUUUGAACAGAUUUUUUAAACCGAUUUUUUUAUUAUUAUUUUUUAUUUAUUUAUUUUUACUGUAAUUUUGUUUGAAAACAUCUAUUUUCUUGUUUUUUUAUUUUAUGACGACUUGUAUGAAACGUCAAUGUGUGUCAAAGCUUUGCCUUCACCUGCUGUAUGAAAGAACAACUCAUGGAUUUACAUCAGGGAACUGCAGUGCCUUUUUUCUUAUGUUUUCCUAUGCAAUUGUACUGACCAACUUCCUGAGCCACCCGUGAGCGUGGUUUCUGGUUUCCAAGCAGCCGGUGUGAGGACUGAAGACGUUUCCAGAUGCUGCGUCUUUACCAACCCCAGACUCCUCCUUUUUUAGAUCUUAUGGAGAGAGGGCAGCACAGAAGUCGAAACUGCUGAUUUUGUGUGGACUCCUACAUGUACUGUAACCACCUCUGUUCGUUCAACUGUUUGUCCAUGUUGAUAAAGAAGCAUUGGUUCCUACCAGUGACAACCGAUCAGCCUUCCUCCCCAACCAACCCCCUCCCCCCACCGUCUUCCUUCCACCUCCCUCCCUCUUGUGUUGCCCGGGGUGCUGCUGUGUUGCCAUGGAGACAGCCUGCCACAUGGGUGUUGUCGCUGUGUGUCUUGCAGGUGCAAACGCUGUACUACUCAGCUGACCACAAGCUGCUCGACGGCGCACUCAUCCUUGAGGAACAUGGGAUGUUUGGGUUUGGUGCGGAGGAGGACCACAUCCAGUUUGUGCAGGUACACAAAUCAAAUUAAUUUAUAUUUGCCACAUGCGCCGAAUACAACAGGUGUAGACCUUACAGUGAAAUGCUUACUUACAAGCCCUUAUCCAACAAUGCAGUUUUUAAGAAAAAGAAAAAAAGUGUUCAGUAAAAAAUAGCAAACAAUUAAAGAGCAGCAGUAAAAUAAAAUAACAGUAGGGAGGAUAUAUACAGGGGGUACCGGUACAGAGUCAAUGUGCGGGAGCACCGGUUAAUUGAGUUAAUAUGUACAUGUGGGUAGAGUUAAAGUGACUGUGCAUAAAUAAUAAACAGAGUAGCAGCAGUGUAAAAGAGUGGGGGGGGGGGGCAAUGCAAAUAGUCUGGGUAGCCAUGAUUAGCUGUUCAGGAGUCUUAUGGCUUGGGGGUAGAAGCUGUUAAGAAGCCUUUUGGACCUAGACUUGGCGCUCCGGUACCGCUUGCUGUGCGGUAGCAGAGAGAACAGUCUAUGACACGGGUGGCUGGAGUCUUUGACAAUUUAUAGGGCCUUCCUCUGACACUGCCUGGUAUAGAGGUCCAGGAUGGCAGGGAGCUUGGCCCCAGUGAUGUACUGGGCCGUACGCACUUCCCACCCCUACCUGGACCUUUCCUGGGCCUACCUGAGUGUCGCUUGGCCCAACCUGGCCUUCAUCCCACCUUAUGUAGCCUGACAACAAGGGAAACAAUUAGCAUGUAGAACCUGGGGAUACUACAGACUUGCUUGCGUAGCUCAUGUUGCACGUUCGAUGGUAGUGAUUACUACCUUUUUUGUGUGUUUUGUCUCAGUAUGUAGCUGCUUCUGCAUUUGUAAAAGUCUUUGCAUUGUCUGUGCUGUCUUUCAGCAUGUUCAGAUGGUUUAAAAUGGGUUGUAGGCUGGUUUGAACCAUUUCAGGGGGGUUAGCACUGCUAAAAGAAUGUGCUUGGGUGUAUUUCUAGGCAGGUUUAAACCCAGGUUUAGUCCAUUUUCAGGCCAGAUUGUGGAGUGUGCGCUCUGCAGCCAGCUGGUGUAAUAGCCAGUGGUGGAAUGAUGUGGCUGUUGCCUCUGGCUGGGCUUCUGUAGCUGCUUUGUGCUCUUGCAGAAGAAGCCCCCUCGUGAGAACAGCAACACCCAGAGACAGCCGAGCUCCAGCUCCUCCGGCAGCACCUCACCCUCCGGCUUGGCCUCCAACACACCCAAACCCUGCAGGAGAGAGUGGAAGUACAUCGCCUCCGAGAAGACCACCAGUAAGUGAAUGUGUCGAAGAAUGUUUGAAGCCUUCGGUGUCAUGGAGUGGGUGUAUAGCAUAAUGUUUAAGAAUAAAAAAAACAAACAUUUUAUUUAGUUUAACCAUCACCUCCACUCAUGGCUAUUUCCCUCCCUCCUCCUUCUCCCUCUCUCUCCCAGACAACACCUACCUGUGUCUGGCCGUGCUGGACGGGGUGUUAUGUGUGAUCUUCCUGCAUGGCCGCAACUCUCCCCAGAGUUCUCCCUCUGCCACACCCUGUCUGAUGAAGAGCCUGAGCUUUGAGGCCCGGCCUGAGGAGCUGGAGGAACACCCGCUGACCGCCAUGCACUAUGCCCGAUCUGGCCUGGGCACUGCCACCCUGCAGGGCAGGCUCAUCGCUGCAGGUAUACAGGGUUAAAAAGCCAAUGGGCCUCUAUCUGGAAACUGGCACUGACAGGUCUCAGAUCCUCCAAAUCAACCCUGUCCUGUUACUCACAAAUGUUAUCUAUCUAUCUAUCUAUACACAGUACCAGUCAAACGUUUGGACACACUUACACAUUCAAGCGUUUUUCUUUUUUUAAACUAUUUUUUACAUUGUAGAAUAAUAGUGAAGACAUCAAAACUAUGAAAUAACACAUAUGGAAUCAUGUAGUAACCAAGAAAGUGUUAAACAAAUCAAAAUAUAUUUUAUAUUUAUUCUUCAAAUAGCCACCCUUUGCCUUGAUGACAGCUUUGCACACUAUUGGCAUUCUCUCAACCAGCUUCACCUGGAAUGCUUUUCCAACAGUCUUGAAGGAGUUCCCACAUGCUGAGCACUUCUUUGUCAAAUAGCCCUUACAAAGCCUGGAGGUGUGUUGGGUCAUUGUCCUGUUGAAAAACAAAUGAUAGUCCCACUAAGCCCAAACCAGAUGGGAUGGCGUAUCGCUGCAGAAUGCUGUGGUAGCCAUGCUGGUUAAGUGUGCCUUGAAUUCUAAAUAAAUCACGGGGAGAGUGUCACAAGCAAAGCACCCCCACACCAUAACACCACCACCUCCAUGCUUUACGGUGGGAACUACACAUGCGGAGAUCAUCCGUUCACCCACACCACAUCUCACAAAGACAUGGCGGUUUGAACCAAAAAUCUCAAAUUUGGACUCCAGACCAAAGGACACAUUUCCACCUUUCUAAUGUCUAUUGCUCGUGUUUCUUGGCCCAAGCAGGUCUCUUCUUAUUGGUGUCCUUUUAGUAGAGGUUUCUUUGCAGCAAUUCGACCAUGAAGGCCUGAUUCACACAGUCCCCUCUGAACAGUUGAUCUUGAUGUGUCUGUUGAACUCUGUGAAGCAUUUAUUUAGGCUGCAAUUUCUGAGGCUGGUAACUCUAAUGAACUUAUGCAGCAGAGGUAACUCUGGGUCUUCCAUUCCUGUGGCGGUCCUCAUGAGAGCCAGUUUCAUCAUUGAUGGUUUUUGCGACUGCACUUGAAGAAACGUUCAAAGUUCUUGAAAUGUUCAGUAUUGACUGACUUAGUCUUAAAUGUCUUAAAGUAAUGAUGGACUGUUGUUUCUCUUUGCUUAUUUGAGCUGUCCUUGCCAUAAUAUGGACUUGGUCUUUUACCAAAUAGGGCCAUCUUCUGUAUACCACCCCUACCUUGUCACAACACAACUGAUUGGCUCAAACGCAUUAAGAAGGAAAUAAAUUCCACAAAUAAACUUUUAAUAAGGCACACCUGUUAAUUGAAAUGCAUUCCAGGUGACUACCUCAUGAAGCUGGUUGAGAGAAUGCCAAGUGUGCGAAGCUGUUAUCAAGGCAAAGGGUGGCUAUUUGAAGAAUCUCAAAUAUAUUUUGAUUUGUUUAACUCUUUUUUUUUUUGGUUACUACAUGAUUCCAUGUGUUAUUUCAUAGUUUUGAUGUCUUCACUAUUAUUCUACAAUGUAAGAAAAUAUAUAUAGUAAAAAUAAAGAAAAACCCUUGAAUGAGUAGGUGUCCAAACUUUUGACUGGCAGUGUAUAUAACCUGAUGGUUCAGUAGGCCUAGACUCUGACCUGGUAUCCUCUCUGUAUGUUCCCUCUCCAGGAGGAUAUAACCGGGAGGAGUGCCUCAGGACGGUGGAGUGUUACGACCCCAAAGAGGACCGCUGGACCUUCACCGCCCCCAUGCGGACUGCCAGGGCUCGCUUCCAGAUGGCCGUGCUCACGGUACCACACACCCCUGUCCUUUGGACUCGCAUUUCAUAUGAUUGACAGGUGCCUGUCUGACUCGGACCUAUCAGGAGUUGUCUGACUUAAACCCGCCUCUUUGUCUCCUCUCAUCUCUCAUAGGGUCAGCUGUACGUGAUGGGUGGCUCCAACGGCCACUCAGACGAGCUGAGCUGUGGGGAGACGUACGAUCCACACACUGACACGUGGGCUCAGGUGCCAGAGCUCCGGACCAAUCGCUGCAACGCAGGUGUCUGCUCGUUGAACAAUAAGCUGUUUGUGGUGGGAGGGUCAGACCCCUGUGGGCAGAAAGGACUGAAGAACUGUGACGCUUUUGACCCUGUGACCAAGACCUGGAACAACUGUGCCCCCCUCAACAUCAGUAAGUACCUAUACCACACAUACACUUCCCUACGUAUUUAUUUUAAUUUGGAUCUAUACUCCAGCAUUUUUUUAAAUUUGAGAUCAAAUGUUUUAUAUGAGGUGACAGUACAGAAUGUCACGAUUAUUUGAGGGAAUUUCCACUUGGAUGUAGAAGUGUUCGGAAACAUUCUGUUCUUAUUUACAAUAAGUGACUCCAAAAUGACACAAAUUAUUUACCAUUCAUUGGGCACAACGUAAUCCGAAACACUACCAAAACAAACUGAAAAUAAAUCACAAUAUUGUAGUCAUUGCAUGCUAGGAAAAUGGGACCAAAUACUAAACUUUUGACUAAAUUGAGUACACUAAGUGAAUUUGUGAAAAUAUUUGACAUCUAAAGGGGGGGGGGACAAGAUACAUAAAGUGCAUUAGUUUCUAAACGGUAAAACAGAUAUGUAUGAAAAUACCCUCAAAUAAAAGGCUACAUUCUGUACUGUCACCUCAUAUAAAACAUUUGAUAUCAAAUCCAAAAUGCUGGAGUAUAGAGCCAAAUUAAAAGUUUUAGCUUCAUUGUUCAAAUACGAUUGUACUACACACAUACUGUACCAAUACUACACACACACUACACACUGAGCAAAAAGGGUUCCAGAUAAUACCAAAAAGGGGUUCUUUGAUCUGUCACCAGGGCCGAAUGCUUUAGUAAUUGUGCUUAUGUACAGUGCAUUCGGAAAGUAUUCAGACCCCUUGUAUUUUUCCACAUUUUGUUACGUUACUGCCUUAUUCUAAAAUGGAUUAAAUUUGUUUUUUUUUCCCUCAUCAAUCUACACACUAACCCAUAAUGACAAAGCAAAAACAGGUUUUUAGAAAUGUUUGCAAAUGUAUAAAAAAUUAAAUAUCACAUUUUCAUAAAUAAGACUCAGUACUUUGUUGAAGCACCUUUGGCAGUGAGUACAAGUCUUCUUGGGUAUGACUCUACAAGCUUGGCACACCUGUAUUUGGAGUUUAUCCCAUUCUUCUCUGCAGAUCCUCUCAAGCUCUGUCAGGUUGGAUGGGGAGCGUCUCUGCAUAGCUAUUUUCAGGUCUCCAGAGAUGUUCGAUCAGGUUCAAGUCCGGGCUCUGGCUGGACCACUCAAGGAAAUUCAGAGACUUGUCCCGAAGCCACUCCUGCGGUGUCUUUGCUGUGUGCUCAGUCUGAGGUCCUGAGCGGUCUGGAGCAGGUUUUCAUCAAGGAUCUUUGUCCUUUGUUCCGUUCAUCUUUCCCUUCAUCCUGAUUAGUCUCCCAGUCCUUGCAGCUGAAAAACAUCCCCACAGCAUGAUGCUGCCACCACCAUUCUUCACCGUAGGGAUGGUGCCAGGUUUCCUCCAGAUGUGACGCUUGGCAUUCAGGCCAAAGCGUUCAAUCUUGGUUUCAUCAGACCAGAGAAUCUUGUUUCUCAUGGUCUGAGUCCAUUAGGUGCCUUUUGGCAAACACCAAGCUUGCCGCCAUUUGCCUUUUACCGAGGAGUGGCUUCCGUCUGGCCACUCUACCAUAAAGGCCUGAUUGGUGAAGUGCUGCAGAGAUGGUUGUCCUUCUGGAAGGUUCCCCAAUCUCCACAGAGGAACUCUGGAGCUCGCCUCCCUGACCAAGGCCCCGAUUGCUCAGUUUGGCCGGGCGGCCAGCUCUAGGAAGAGUCUUGGUGGUUCCAUACUUAAUCCAUUUAAGAAUGAUGGAGGCCACUGUGUUCUUGGGGACCUUCAAUGCUGCAGAAAUGUUUUGGCACCCUUGCCCAGAUCUGUGCCUCGACACAAUCCUGUCUCGGAGCUCUACGGACAAUUCCUUCGGCCUCAUGGCUUGGUUUUUGCUCUGACGUGCACUCUCAACUGUGGGACCUUAUAUAGACAGGUGUGUGCCUUUCCAAAUCAUGUCCAAUCAAUGUAAUUUACCACAGGUGAACUCCAAGUUGUAGAAACAUCUCAAGGAUGAUCAAUGGAAACAGGAUGCACCUGAGCUCAAUUUCGAGUCUCAUAGCAAAGGGUCUGAAUAUUUAUGUAAAUAAGGUAUUUUAUAUAUAUAAAUACUGCUCAAAAAAAUAAAGGGAACACUUAAACAACACAAUGUAACUCCAAGUCAGUCACACUUCUGUGAAAUCAAACUGUCCACUUAGGAAGCAACACUGAUUGACAGAAAAUUUUAACAUGCUGUUGUGCAAAUGGAAUAGACAACAGGUGGAAAUUAUGGGCAAUUAGUAAGACACCCCCAAUGAAGGACUGGUUUUGCAGGUGGUGACCACAGACCACUUCUCAGUUCCUAUGCUUCCUGGCUGAUGUUUUGGUCACUUUUAAAUGCUGGCGGUGCUUUCACUCUAGUGGUAGCAUGAGACGGAGUCUACAACCCACACAAGUGGCUCAGGUAGUGCAGCUCAUCCAGGAUGGCACAUCAAUGUGAGCUGUGGCAAGAAGGUUUGCUGUGUCUGUCAGCGUAGGGUCCAGAGCAUGGAGGCGCUACCAGGAGACAGGCCAGUACAUCAGGAGACGUGGAGGAGGCCGUAGGAGGGCAACAACCCAGCAGCAGGACUGCUACCCCCGCCUUUGUGCAAGGAGGAGCAGGAGGAGCACUGCCAGAGCCCUGCAAAAUGACCUCCAGCAGGCCACAAAUGUGCAUGUGUCUGCUCAAACGGUCAGAAACAGACUCCAUGAGGGUGGUAUGAGGGCCCGACGUCCACAGGUGGGGGUUGUGCUUACAGCCCAACACCGUGCAGGACGUUUGGCAUUUGCCAGAGAACACCAAGAACAUCCUCCAGCAUGACCGGUUUGGCGGUGGGUCAGUCAUGGUGUGGGGUGGCAUUUCUUUGGGGGGCCGCACAGCCCUCCAUGUGCUCGCCGGAGGUAGCCUGACUGCCAUUAGGUACCGAGAUGAGAUCCUCAGACCCCUUGUGAGACCAUCUGCUGGUGCGGUUGGCCCUGGGUUCCUCCUAAUGCAAGACAAUGCUAGACCUCAUGUGGCUGGAGUGUGUCAGCAGUUCCUGCAAGAGGAAGGCAUUGAUGCUAUGGACUGGCCCGCCCGUUCCCCAGACCUGAAUCCAAUUGAGCACAUCUGGGACAUCAUGUCUCGCUCCAUCCACCAACGCCACGUUGCACCACAGACUGUCCAGGAGUUGGCGGAUGCUUUAGUCCAGGUCUGGGAGGAGAUCCCUCAGGAGACCAUCCGCCACCUCAUCAGGAGCAUGCCCAGGCGUUGUAGGGAGGUCAUACAGGCACGUGGAGGCCACACACACUACUGAGCCUCAUUUUGACUUGUUUUAAGGACAUUACAUCGAAGUUGGAUCAGCCUGUAGUGUGGUUUUCCACUUUAAUUUUGAGGGUGACUCCAAAUCCAGACCUCCAUGGGUUGAUACAUUUGAUUUCCAUUGAUAAUUUUUGUGAUUUUGUUGUCAGCACAUUCAACUAUGUAAAGAAAAAAGUAUUUAAUAAGAUUAUUUCAUUCAUUCAGAUCUAGGAUGUGUUAUUUUAGUGUUCCCUUUAUUUUUUUGAGCAGUGUAUAUAUAUAUAUUUGCAAAAAUGCCUAAACCUGUUUUCGCUUUGUCAUUAUGGGGUAUCGUGUGUAGAUUGAUGAGGGGGGAAAAAACUACAUUUUAAGCUAUUUUAGAAUAAGGCUGUAACGUAACAAAAUGUGGAAAAAGUAAAGGGGUCUGAAUACUUUCCGAAUGCACUGUAUUGCACAUACUGUAUUAGUUAAGAACUGGAACAGCUUUGAGUUGGUCUGUGAAUGUGAAAAGUGAGUAAUGUGUAGUGUUAACCUUGUCUGUUCUCCUAGAGAGGCACCAGGCUGCGGUAUGUGAGCUGGAUGGCUUCAUGUACGUGAUUGGAGGUGCUGAGUCGUGGAACUGCCUGAACACAGUGGAGCGCUACAACCCUGAGAAUAACACCUGGACCCUUAUCACCCCCAUGAACGUUGCUCGCAGGGGGGCUGGGGUGGCCGUCUACGAUGGUAAGGGACUACUCCAUAGAAAUGGAGCAUUCUAAUUCUAUGGUCUGCUAUUAACUGGGGCGGACUCGAGGGGAUUACCAUGUACAGUGGGGAGAACAAGUAUUUGAUACACUGCCGAUUUUGCAUGUUUUCCUACUUACAAAGCAUGUAGAGGUCUGUAAUUUUUAUCAUAGGUAAACUGUGAGAGACGGAAUCUAAAACAAAAAUCCAGAAAAUCACAUUGUAUGAUUUUUAAUUAAUUAAUUUGCAUUUUAUUGCAUGACAUAAGUAUUUGAUACAUCAGAAAAGCAGAACUUAAUAUUUGGUACAGAAACCUUUGUUUGCAAUUACAGAGAUCAUACGUUUCCUGUAGGUCUUGACCAGGUUUGCACACACUGCAGCAGGGAUUUUGGCCCACUCCUCCAUACAUACCUUCUCCAGAUCCUUCAGGUUUCGGGGCUGUCGCUGGGCAAUACAGACUUUCAGCUCCCUCCAAAGAUUUUCUAUUGGGUUCAGGUCUGGAGACUGGCUAGGCCACUCCAGGACCUUGAGAUGCUUCUUACGGAGCCACUCCUUAGUUGCCCUAGCUGUGUGUUUCGGGUCGUUGUCAUGCUGGAAGACCCAGCCACGACCCAUCUUCAAUGCUCUUACUGAGGGAAGGAGGUUGUUGGCCAAGAUCUCGCAUUACAUGGCCCCAUCCAUCCUCCCCUCAAUACGGUACAGUCGUCCUGUCCCCUUUGCAGAAAAGCAUCCCCAAAGAAUGAUGUUUCCACCUCCAUGCUUCACGGUUGGGAUGGUGUUCUUGGGGUUGUACUCAUCCUUCUUCUUCCUCCAAACACGGCGAGUGGAGUUUAGACCAAAAAGCUCUAUUUUUGUCUCAUCAGACCACAUGACCUUCUCCCAUUCCUCCUCUGGAUCAUCCAGAUGGUCAUUGACAAACUUCAGAUGGGCCUGGACAUGCGCUGGCUUGAGCAGGGGGACCUUGCGUGCACUGCAGGAUUUUAAUCCAUGACGGCGUAGUGUGUUACUAAUGGUUUUCUCUGAGACUGUGGUCCCAGCUCUCUUCAGGUCAUUGACCAGGUCCUGCCGUGUAGUUUUGGGCUGAUCCCUCACCUUCCUCAUGAUCAUUGAUGCCCCACGAGGUGAGAUCUUGCAUGGAGCCCCAGACCGAGGGUGAUUGACCGUCAUCUUGAACUUCUUCCAUUUUCUAAUAAUUGCGCCAAAAGUUGUUGCCUUCUCACCAAGCUGCUUGCCUAUUGUCCUGUAGACCAUCCCAGCCUUGUGCAGGUCUACAAUUUUAUCCCUGAUGUCCUUACACAGCUCUCUGGUCUUGGCCAUUGUGGAGAGGUUGGAGUCUUGUUGAUUGAGUGUGUGGACAGGUGUAUUUUAUACAGGUAACGAGUUCAAACAGGUGCAGUUAAUACAGGUAAUGAGUGGAGAACAGGAGGGCUUCUUAAAGAAAAACUAACAGGUCUGUGAGAGCUGGAAUUCUUACUAGUUGGUAGGUGAUCAAAUACUUAUGUCAUGCAAUAAAAUGCAAAUUAAUUAAUAAAAAAUGAUACAAUGUGAUUUUCUGGAUUUUUGUUUUAGAUUCCGUCUCUCACAGUUGAUGUGUACCAAUGAUAAAAAUUACAGACCUCUACAUGCUUUGUAAGUAGGAAAACCUGCAAAAUCGGCAGUGUAUCAAAUACUUGUUCUCCCCACUGUAUAGUGUAAUCAGUUCACAGGGUGGGAAUGCAGUUUGCUGUGGUUGCAACCUUGGAAUUUGGCAGAAAUAUCCAAAACAAUACUCCUCAGAUAAAAUCUGAUUUGUGCUGACCCUUCGCUCUCUCUUUCUCUCCUCUCUCUUAUCUCCUUCUCUUCCCCUCUCUAGGGAAGCUCUUAGUGGUUGGUGGGUUCGAUGGCUCCCAUGCACUGCGCUGCGUAGAGGUGUAUGACCCAGCCUGUAACAGGUGGAGGAUGCUGGGUAGCAUGACCGUGGCACGGAGCAAUGCGGGUGUGGCCACGCUGGGUGACGUCAUCUGCGCCGUGGGCGGCUUUGACGGAAACAACUUCCUGAACACGCUCGAGGUGUACAACCCUGAGACGGAUGAGUGGAGUGACUGCGCCGAGGCCCUCUCCUCUUCCGCCUGA
Molecule: messenger RNA, 25799 nt
Organism: Coregonus sp. 'balchen'
Lineage: Eukaryota; Metazoa; Chordata; Actinopteri; Salmoniformes; Salmonidae
Source: the annotation of a GenBank genome assembly